GCCACAGAGCGAGUGAGCUAGCUCCUCUGCCAACGCCGUGGGCACAGCCGCUGGUUCCCCCACAGCCGGCGACGCGGACACAGCCGGUCCCACCACAGCCGGCGCCGCGGACACAGCCGUUCCCCCACAGGCAGCGCUGCAGGCACAGCCGGUCCCACCACAGCCGGCGCCGCGGACACAGCUGGUUCCCCCACAGCCAGCGCCGCGGGCACAGCCGAUUCCCCCACAGCCGGCACCGCAGGCACAGCCAGUCCCUCCAUAGCCGGCGCCACAGACACAGCCGGUCCCUCCACAGCCAGCGACGCGGGCACAGCCAGUCCUUCCACAGCCAGCAUCACGGACACAGCCGGUCCCUCCACAGCCAGUGCCACGGGCACAGCCGGUCCCUCCACAGCCAACGCCGCGGGCACAGCCACUUUCCCCACAGCCGGCGGCACGGGCACAGCCGGUUCCUCUCCAGCCAGCACUGCACAGGCACUGCCAGCCCCUCCCCAGUGAGCCCCGGAGGUGCAGCCAGCUCCGAGAUGGCCCAGAGCGUCGUUUAUGCUGACCUGAAGUUCGUGAAGGCCCCUGGGGGGAACAGCGUGUGCCCCAGGUCUUGGGAGGCAGCGCCCGCAGAGGACAACGAUGCAGAGCUCACUUACGAGAACAUCCAGCUGGCCCAGACUGGGGAGGUGAAGCAGGGGCAAGGGACAGAGCAGAGCAAAGAGCCCUGGUGGAGCACGCGGUACCUGCCCCUCGGCUUGCUGGGGACCUGCCUCUUCCUCCUGGCCACCACCAUCGGCCUGGGGGUUCGCUACUGGCAGGUUUCCCAGCAUCUGCAGCAGGCGUCCCGAGCGCACAAGGCAGAGAGCAGCCGCCUCUCCCAGCAAGUCAGCACCAAGGAGGCGACCCUGACGCAGACGGCGAGGGAGUUGGAGCAGGCCAGGCGGGAGUUGGAGCAGGCCAGGCGGGAGCUGGAGCAGGCGAGGCAGGAGCUGGAGCAGGCCAUGCAGGAGCUGGAGCUGAUGCGGCAGGAGAAGAACAGCACCCAGGAGCAGAUGCGUCAGCAGGAGGCCGUGUUAGAGGGAACAAAGGAGGAGCUGGCGAGGGUACAGGAGGAGAAGAGAGAAAUUAAAGAGAAGCUGAAACAAACAGAGAGUGCGCUGUCCAGCAUCCGCCCCUGCGAGCAGACAGGCUGCUGCCUGGCAGACUGGGUGUUGUACAGAGGAAAAUGCUUGUUCAUCUCGAAGGAGGUGAAGACUUGGGAAGAAAGCAAAAAAGACUGUGAACGGAACUCUGCUCGGCUUCUUAUCACCAAAUCCUGGGACUCGAGGACAGUGCCGAAUUUUCUGAAAAACACUGAUGUCCUGUACUGGAUUGGACUAGUCCAGAAUAAGGAUUCACCAUGGCAGUGGGUUGAUAACUCACCCUUUGAAAAAGAUUGGAGCUAUCCGAAUUACCGCUAUGGGAAGUGUGGAGCAAUAAGAAAUGGCUUCAUAAACAGGGAAUUUUGCUACUAUUCGAAGCCGUGGAUCUGUGAGAAGGCACCCAGCCAGCGCAGCCCAGCCAGAUUCUGGUUUCCUUAGAGUCCCUGGAGAGACAAUCAGCGAGAGCCCUACAGGACCAUCCUCUCCCGCUGCGCCAGGCUUGGCUCCUGUGUCAUCUUCCUGCCCUGCUCCCAGUGCCGAGGACACAGCACCCGAGGGCCAGCCCCACCAGCACUGCCCGCUCCACACUCAGCCUUGUCCCCUGCCUGGGGGACAGGUCCCCUGCUCCAGCCUGGAGCCCGGCCUCGCCCCCAGAAGGUGCCAGCUUGUGCGCUGGGCAGGGCAGGGUGCUCGCAGCGAAGGGCUGGGAGCGUCAUGCCCAGGAAAAGAGCUGCCGGCCAUCAGCACACAGCCAGCCCCCUUCCCACACAUGGGGCUGGGUUCCAUGGGGGCGAGCGGCCACUAAAUGUCCCAGUGGGGCAGGCUCCGGGGAGGGUCGCCCAGAGCUCUCCCCACCGCUGCCAACACCUGCCAGCAGGGUGGGAGCAGGGAGCUGCUCUCUGUCCCACAGACCCUCCUGCAGCCCCAUGGCUGUGGGCGUGGGCCCCAUGCAGGGCAAGCACCCUACCCCUUUCUAACGGUGAUGGGCUCCACGCAGGCCGGGUCACUCGUGCGGGGCGAUUUCUGCUGCCCACAGCCUGGCAUGGCUGGGACUGGGGCACUGCCCGGCAGCUGGGGCAGCUGAGCAGUGACCCGGAGCAGUGACCCAGUGACCCAGGGGUGUCAGUACUGGGCCUGGGGCGCAGCCCUUGCCACCCCGCCUUCCGCACCCGGCGUUUGAUGGGUCAGCGGGGCAAGGGCCGGGUGAGCACAACACGGCCGCCUCGGUCCUGCCCCCGGCCUUCAGAGACACAACACGCCCCCCCAUGGCUCCCCCCGGCCUUCAGUGACACAACACACCCCACACACACACCCCUCCGGCCUUCAGAGACACAACAUGCCCCUGCCCCUGCUCCCCUGGGCUUCAGAGACACAACAUAGAUUCAGAGACUCAUAGACAUUGAGGUCAGAAGGGAUCAUUCUGAUCGUCUAGUCUGACCCCCUGCACAGCGCAGGCCCCAGAAUCUCACCCACCCACUCCUGUAAUAAACCCCUGACCUAUGUCUGAGCUAUUGAAGUCCUCAAA
Messenger RNA from Dermochelys coriacea (leatherback sea turtle), 2655 nucleotides. RefSeq names its product CD72 molecule (gene CD72). Lineage: Eukaryota; Metazoa; Chordata; Testudines; Dermochelyidae. Gene Ontology annotation, molecular function: transmembrane signaling receptor activity. The transcript is spliced from 9 exons. Bases 525 to 1568 code for a protein of 347 amino acids. Gene Ontology annotation, cellular component: plasma membrane. The record is from RefSeq and is a predicted model, not a curated record.